This is a messenger RNA of Mytilus trossulus (common blue mussel), 3119 nucleotides long. RefSeq names its product F-box/WD repeat-containing protein 5-like. Gene Ontology annotation, biological process: protein ubiquitination. Lineage: Eukaryota; Metazoa; Mollusca; Bivalvia; Mytilida; Mytilidae. The record is from RefSeq and is a predicted model, not a curated record. Gene Ontology annotation, molecular function: protein binding. The transcript is spliced from 8 exons. The coding region runs from base 143 to 1936 and encodes 597 amino acids. Gene Ontology annotation, cellular component: SCF ubiquitin ligase complex; Cul4-RING E3 ubiquitin ligase complex.
GUUUGAAUGAAAGGAGUGCUCGAAACGGAAAGACCAUGAUCUGUUGUAAUCCUGUUUAUUUGUCAACAUCAACAAACUUUCAUCUACCGUAUUUUCACUCACUGAUUCUGAUAGAAAAUGACUAAAUUUUGAAAUAGAAAAAAUGGAAGACAGAAAUAAAGAAAUAGAAGAUAUACAUGGUGGAUUCAAAGAUAUAAAGGAGAAAGAUUUGUGCGAGGACAGUGUGUGGAAUGAUGGCUCAAUCUGGCAACAUAUGCCUGAUGACUUUAUCAUUCAUAUAUUCUCCUUCUUAGACUGUAACAGUUUGUUGGAAGCUUCUAAAACAUGUAGUAAAUGGAGACGUGUUGCUAUAGAUGAAAGCUUAUGGAAAGAUUUAGUCAGCUGUAAAGUGGGUCUUCCAAGGGCUUCAUUACCCGACUGUGAGAGUUGGUAUGAGGAAUUCAGACGUCUCUGUAUGAAUGUUCCUGUCGUGGAAAGUGAAGUGUUAAAGGAACACGAGGAUGAAGUUUAUCAUGUGAUGUUCUCUCCGUCAGGAAAAUAUUUCUCUUCAACAGGAAAAGAUGGCAAUGUUAUUGUCUGGGAACUUGGAAUGCCAACCACAAUGUUUACAAAGAAACUUGUUGUAGAUUUACCUAGUUAUACACGUUUUUCUGAAUUCAAUCAAUCAGAGACCAAACUUUUAGUGGCUGGGAUGGAUAUGGGCUACUUCUAUGAUGGCUUUAUAAAGAUUUAUCAAUUUGGAAAAGAACUUAUAGAACUCUGUCUUGUAAGAGUUGAGUUUCCUAAUUUCCGAGGAGCUUGGUAUGAUGACAAUAAUUUUAUUUCUAUGGGUAGAGCUAGUGAAGAUGGACAUGGCUAUUUCUUACAAGUGAGGACUCACAAGGCUGAAAAGAAGAUUUGUCAGCAUGAAUUUAGUGAGUUAUUAAAAAUCAGACAUUGUCGCCAUAGAAAUGAUUUUGUUAGAAUCAUAGACAAAUCAAAAUGGCCAAAAACAAAAACAGAUAAUUCAGAUGAUGAUGAAACAGAUAAUAACAUGGACACUUUCCGUGCAUCAACAAGUGCUUGUGACUGUGACCAUGACCCUGUAACUAAGAAACAAAAACAGGAAGACAAUGAAAGUGACGAAGAUGAUAAUGAGAAUGCUUGUAACAGUACAGGAACACAGGAUAAAUAUUUGAUUUUAUAUCAAACAUCAUUGGAUUAUAAAGCUACUUUGUACAAGUACGGUAUAGACUAUAAUGUUUUAAAUGACCCAGAGUCAGGUGAAAUGGGAAGGAUGUUUACACCUCCCUAUUGUUUAUAUGAAUGUGAUGGUACAUGCAUUGGAACAAGUUUAUCAAAAGAUCAUAGGUAUCUUGCUUAUUGUGUGAGACAAAAGAUUCCAGGGGAAGGAUUUAGUUUGUAUGAUGAGAGUAUAGAGGUCAGAGUUUAUGACCUUCAAAAUGACCUUGAGACUAAAGAGGUUUACAGGGGAGCCAGAUCUGUUGGAGAAGAUCAUGUGUCCUAUAUUUUUCCAUCUAUAAGCAAGAAUUUUGUUGCCUGUGGAAGUGAAAAUUUGAAAGGUUAUAUCUGGGACCGUCGCUAUGGAGUUAUAUUAUCAGAACUCAAUCAUGAAUGUGGAAUUCAUUCACAGAAUGGUGUGAAUGCUACGGCUUUUUGUCCAACAGAUCAGGAAGUUUUGGUAACAGUAGCAGAUGACCUUAAUAUUAGAGUUUGGAGGUCAAGACAGGCGGUUUAUGACACACGAAUUGCAAGUGUUAUAGACAUUCCAAAUAAACCUGAUUAUCAGAAUGUAAUACCUUCCUUGCCAAUCAUUAAUUCAGAUUCAGAUUCUACAGAUGAAGCUGUCAGGGAUGAUUUAGAUGAUGGCAAAACAACGUGCUGUUAUGGACUUAAAAAUAGAAAAUUAAAAGCAAAAAUAACAAAAAAAAGAUAAUGAAGACAAAAUAAUCAAAUAUUAAUGUUUGUUAUGGAUUUGUUUUGAUAAAACCAGUUGACCUACAAUUUCUUCAUUAAGGAAUUGAAGCAAAGUAAAAGAAUCACUGUAUGAUUAAUGUUUUUUUAUAUAUUUAUAUAUGAGUACUAGAACAAAAAGCAUUCAUGAACAGGUCUGCUGAGAAACAAUUGUAGAUUAAUAUAUAAUACUUUUGUCCCCCCCCUUUUUUUAAAGGAAAAUCCCUAAGACUUUGUGUGAAUACAUGUACUUGCAUGUUAUUUCUAAAGGAUCAAUACCUCGACAGUAUAUAAAUCAUCAGUAAGCGUAUGUCUGUGAUAUAUUUAUGAGUUUUUUGUAUGGAAUAUAUGUGUUUAUAAUUCUUUGAACAUUUUCUUUUUAAAUUGUUGUGGAAGUGUUUGACUACUAUGGUAUGAGAAAGUUCUUGAAAAAAUAUUUGAUUACAUAUAUCUACAUAAAUAUGAAAACUAUAUGAUUUAUAUGUACAUUGUAUUGUUUUUCAUUAGUUUUUCGUGUUUGUUUGUAAACCAUUGGCCCAUUUGGGAGUAAAAUGCUAUUCUAUAAAGUGAAGUAUAGUGUUGUUCUAAAACUUCAAAUAAAUGUUGUUACUGAUAGUCUUUUCCUAAAUAACACUAUGCAUUGUCUGUCUUGGAAAGAUUUACCAAGUUCUAUAAAUAUGAAAUUGACUUUAAAACUUGCAUUCAUAUACAAGAUAUAUAACAUAUUUGUUUAAGAUAUACAACCUUGUAAUUGUUUGCUUCAGUAAAUUUGCAUAAUUAUUUGAUACUAAAAACCAAUAGUCUUUCAUGUUUAAAUCUACAAGUGAUGAACAUUUAAAAUCAGACAUUAAACUAGCUUAAUAAGGAGCUAUUUUAUUACCUGUAUUUGUUUACAGUUUUCUUUUUUUUCUAAUUUAAGGGGGUAGACCUUGGUUCAGGGAGACAACUCCUUAAGUCAGUUAUACGUUUGUAAAAGUCAAGUUUUAUCAAUGUAUGAAAGCUUUUACCUGAAACAGAUUGGAAAUAAUCUAUGUAACCAUGAUGCUUAGAAUAUAUUUAUAAAAAUGGUUUACACAAUCAUACUGAUGAUUUUAAGAGUUAUUUCCCUUAACCAAGGUCCACCUCCUCAAUAUCAAGUUUUUUCCAUCUACUCAGUUUUUUCUUUA